Sitophilus oryzae (rice weevil) is the source of this 1139-nucleotide messenger RNA. RefSeq names its product protein SEC13 homolog. The transcript has 3 exons. Gene Ontology annotation, molecular function: structural molecule activity; protein binding. Bases 92 to 1018 code for a protein of 308 amino acids. Gene Ontology annotation, biological process: positive regulation of TOR signaling; COPII-coated vesicle budding; protein import into nucleus. The record is from RefSeq and is a predicted model, not a curated record. Gene Ontology annotation, cellular component: COPII vesicle coat; nuclear pore outer ring. Lineage: Eukaryota; Metazoa; Arthropoda; Insecta; Coleoptera; Curculionidae.
UCAAAUCUGUACACGUCACCUUGAAAUCCUAACCUUAUUCCUAACGUCUGUCUUGUAUAUUGUUUAUAAUUUUUAAGAAAAACCUCUGAAAAUGGUGUCAAUAAUAAAUUCCGUGGAUACGGGUCACGAGGACAUGAUCCACGACGCCGAGGUGGAUUACUACGGCCUCAAAUUAGCCACCUGUUCGUCGGAUAACAGCGUCAAAGUUUACGAUAUCAAAAACGGGGCCUCCACCUUAUUAGAUGAGCUUAAAGGGCACUUUGGACCCGUUUGGCAGAUCGCCUGGAGUCACCCCAAGUUCGGUAACUUGUUAGCUUCCUGUUCUUACGACCGCAAAGUCAUAAUAUGGAAGGAGACCAACAGAAAAUGGGGCAAAUACUAUGAGUACUCCAAUCACGAUUCCAGCGUCAAUUCUGUACAGUUUGCGCCCUCAGAACUAGGCCUAAUUUUAGCUUGCGGCAGUAGUGAUGGCUCUAUUUCAAUUUUAACCUACACUCCCGAGACAAAUACAUGGGAUGCUAAAAAAAUCCAAAACGCCCACGCUAUUGGAUGUAAUUCAGUUAGUUGGGCUCCUGCAACAACCCCUCUGUUUAACGGCAACGAAAAUGAACAACAGCCCCUUGUUAGAAGGCUUGUUUCAGGUGGUUGUGAUAACUUAGUUAAAAUUUGGAGGGAAGAUGGUGAUCGAUGGGUCGAAGAAAACAAAUUGGAGGUUCAUUCAGACUGGGUGCGUGAUGUUGCCUGGUCUCCCUCUGUAGGCCUGAGCCGUCAUACUAUAGCCUCCUGUUCACAAGACAGAAGAGUUGUAAUAUGGACAUCAAACGAUUGUAUUACAUGGAACUCUACGAUAUUGCAUUUGUUUGAUGAUGUAGUUUGGAACGUCAGUUGGUCUUUGAAUGGAAAUAUUCUGGCUGUCUCAGGGGGUGAUAAUAAGAUAACGCUUUGGUCCCAGAACACUGAAGGUGUUUGGCAGUGUAUUAGCGAUGUAUCCAAAGGACAAGGCCACAUAAACAAUUAAAAACUUACUUUUAUUUAGAUUCAAUGUUGUAAAAAUUCAUUUAUAUAUUAUUUCUUUUGUUAGGAGUUAAAAUAAUGUAUUAUGCUUUCGUAAUUUUUAAAAAUAAACAAAUAUUUUCCAA